AUGGAAAUAUGGCACCAAUCAGUUGCUGUCAUCGGUCCACCAAACAGCGGUAAAUCAUUAUUGACCAAUCAAUUGGUUAAAGCACAGGUGUCAGCAGUAAGUUCUAAAAUGGACACGACUCAGCGUAACGUGACAGCUGCAUUGACUGAGCACGACUGUCAGCUGAUUGUUAUCGAUAGUCCUGGAACAGUCGGUAUUAAUCAUGCCAGAAAGGUUGUGAAACGAAAUGAACCGAUGCUUUUGAUUGGUAUAUUCCUCUGUUUCAUUUCGUUUCGUUCAUUGUUUAGCACUAAUAUUAGCAGUUCAUCUUAUGAUUAG
Messenger RNA from Anisakis simplex (herring worm), 318 nucleotides. The record is from the annotation of a GenBank genome assembly. NCBI's taxonomy places the organism in Eukaryota, Metazoa, Nematoda, Chromadorea, Rhabditida, Anisakidae.